AUGGAGGACAAGGCCACAGAUGGAAGCAUCUACUGCUUCCUGGAGGUCGAGAUCAGUGGCGUGAAUAUUGGGCGCAUGAUAUUCAAGCUCUAUGAUAACAUUUGCCCCAAGACUGCAGAGAAUUUUCGGUGCCUGUGCAAUGGUGAACGAGGUUCCACAGAGUCAUACCCGGUUUCAUGGCACAGAACCAUGUCAAUGCGAACGGGGUAUAAGAUUCCGACAGAGAUGGACUUCCAAAGUGAACGAGCGCUGUACAACAUCCUGGAGCCGAGGUACCACUAUUUGGUGCCUGAGUGGAUGAAGACAGCCUCAGAUGCAGAGAAGCGGGGUGUCAUCAAGCUGGCCAGGAUUGCUGAGCCAAAGCUGCUGAAGGCGAUUGGAAGGCCAAGGAGUGACGCCUUCGAGCCAAUGCUGAAGGAACACAACUGGUACUUCAAGAGAGGCAAUCCCUGUGAUGAGCCCAAGCUCGACACAAUCGAGAAAUUUCCUGUCGAUGCUUCUGAAUAUCAGGUCCCAAGCUGGAUGCAUGAAGACCUUUAUGAAGCGGAACAGAUUCCCAAGCCCGGUGGUUGCAUCCUGAAGCUGAAGGACAGCAUCAAUAUUAUGCGCCAGAAGAACUGGACGAGAAACCAGGGCACGUAUCACAUGUUCAGUGGCUCUUUUGACGGUGCAACCACUACCGCCUCUUGCUACACCAUGGAAGCCAUUGGACUUGCCCCGCUGGCACAGCCGGAGUGA
Messenger RNA from Durusdinium trenchii, 738 nucleotides. The record is from the annotation of a GenBank genome assembly. Lineage: Eukaryota; Dinophyceae; Suessiales; Symbiodiniaceae.